AUGUUUAGCCCAUGCAAGCGGAUCUUGGGCCCCAGGAUCGCCUGGGGCCGGACGACGGUCGUGACAACCCGUUAUCAGAGCACUCACGCCAGACCCGCCACGACUUCCGAACUGCCUCCACCAGAGCGAUCAGUGCAAGCGCCCAGACUGUCGGCUCUGAAGUCUGCCAAGCCGUUUUCCAACUUCCUCACAGACACCUUCAACCGCCAGCAUGAUUACCUUCGUAUCAGCGUCACGGAACGGUGCAACCUUCGAUGCCUCUACUGCAUGCCAGAGGAGGGAAUCGAUCUCUCACCAUCCGCGAAACUGCUCACAUCGCCCGAAAUUUUAUACCUUUCGUCGUUAUUUGUGUCACAAGGCGUCACCAAGAUCAGGUUGACGGGUGGCGAACCGACGGUCCGCAAAGACAUCGUGCCACUGAUGCAAGACAUCGGAAAAUUGCGCCAAAAUGGACUGCGGGAGUUGUGUCUCACAACUAACGGCAUCUCGUUACAUCGCAAAUUGGACCCGAUGGUGGAGGCUGGGUUGACGGGAGUCAACCUAAGUCUUGACACGCUGGACCCUUUCCAAUUUCAGAUCAUGACACGACGCAAAGGCUUCGAUGCUGUAAUGAAGAGCAUCGACCGAAUUCUGGAAAUGAAUGAAGUCGGUGCUGGGAUCAAACUGAAGAUCAACUGCGUUGUCAUGCGUGGCAUGAACGAUCGAGAGAUUCUUCCGUUUGUCGAGCUGGGCCGUGAGAAGCCUAUUGAGGUACGGUUCAUUGAGUACAUGCCGUUUGAUGGCAACAAAUGGAACCAAGGAAAGAUGUUCCCAUAUCAAGAAAUGUUGGCUGUCAUCAGAGAGAAAUAUCCCACUUUUGAAAAAGUGGCCGACCACAAGAAUGACACGAGUAAGACAUACCGUGUGCCAGGUUUCGAAGGCCGCGUGGGUUUCAUCACCAGCAUGACACAUAACUUCUGCGGUACUUGCAACCGGCUGCGCAUCACAAGUGAUGGUAACCUCAAAGUCUGCUUGUUUGGCAACUCCGAGGUAUCCUUGCGGGACAUCAUCCGCAAGGAGAACAACGGCGCCCCGAUCGAUGUGGACGCGAUGAACAACCUUCAACUUUUGGAAACGGUACAGAGAGCCGCACACCUCAGCGACAAUGGCGAGCUGAUGAACGAACGGGAACGAGAGAUUCUUGACAUCAUUGGCAUGGCUGUGAAACGCAAGAAGGCCAAACACGCGGGCAUGGAGGAGCUAAAGGACAUGAAGAACCGGCCCAUGAUCUUAAUUGGUGGGUAG
This is a messenger RNA of Penicillium brevicompactum, 1284 nucleotides long. RefSeq lists its product as uncharacterized. The record is from RefSeq and is a predicted model, not a curated record. Gene Ontology annotation, biological process: Mo-molybdopterin cofactor biosynthetic process. NCBI's taxonomy places the organism in Eukaryota, Fungi, Ascomycota, Eurotiomycetes, Eurotiales, Aspergillaceae. The transcript has a single exon. Gene Ontology annotation, molecular function: GTP 3',8'-cyclase activity; 4 iron, 4 sulfur cluster binding; cyclic pyranopterin monophosphate synthase activity. Bases 1 to 1284 code for a protein of 427 amino acids.